CUUUCCCCCCCCUUCCAGUCCAGACACUUUCACCCCCUUCCAGUCCGGACACUUUCACCCCCUUCCAGUCCGGACACUUUCACCCCCUUCCAGUCCGGACGCUUUCCCCCCUUCCAGUCCGGACGCUUUCACCCCCUUCCAGUCCGGACACUUUCCCCCCCUUCCGGUCCGGACACUUUCACCCCCUUCCACCCGGACGCUUUCACCCCCUUCCAGUCCGGACGCUUUAACCCCCUUCCAGUCCGGACGCUUUCACCCCUUUCAGUCCGGACGCUUUCACCCCCUUCCAGUCCAGACGCUUUCACCCCCUUCCAGUCCAGACGCUUUCACCCCCUUCCAGUCCGGACACUUUCCCCCCCUUCCAGUCCG
Messenger RNA from Staurois parvus, 369 nucleotides. The record is from the annotation of a GenBank genome assembly. NCBI's taxonomy places the organism in Eukaryota, Metazoa, Chordata, Amphibia, Anura, Ranidae.